AUGGAGACUAAAAAGCCGCAGCAACCCAAGCCAAAGCGUGAGAAAAUUGAAAAGCCGGAGGAGAAUUAUGAAAUCCUUCAACAGUCUUUACUCCUUGCCCUUCUCUCGUGGUAUGGGGAAAUCACUUUACGCAAACCAAACACUAAAGCCAAGUUUGUCCCGACUUCUUUCAUCGUCGACAAAAUUAGCCUGCAGUCCGAAGACAUCGAUUUCGCGACUUUAGUGGAGGACAAAACAAAGCAAAUUAUUACAAAAGAAAUUAGUGACGGUGUUAAACCGUCGAAAGCUAAACGACACUCUGACAUUAAUAGAGUCUCCAUCUCAGUUAAUAUGCUCUUCGAUAUCUGUUUGGAGCUUGGCUUCUUCUUCACCCUCAAAAAGUCGCGAAAGACGUCGUCUACGCUACGCAUCGAUCGAAUCGAAGAGGUCUAUUUUAACAACGCGUUGCUUUUAAAUAAAGUCCAAGUCAAAGAGUCAAGGUUCAGGGAGUUGGAAGCCAUCAAACAAUCCUUUGGAAAUGGUGAUUCUGCCAUUUUACAGAGAAAUUCCGUAUUACUCAGGGAUGCUUUGUUGGGUUGA
Entamoeba invadens IP1 is the source of this 579-nucleotide messenger RNA. RefSeq lists its product as hypothetical. Lineage: Eukaryota; Evosea; Mastigamoebida; Endamoebidae. Bases 1 to 579 code for a protein of 192 amino acids. The record is from RefSeq and is a predicted model, not a curated record. The transcript has a single exon.